GAAUACGCUUCGACCUACUAGUACGUGCAUCUUCAUGCUCAUGUCUACUUAUAUUCUAUUCUAAUCCAUAUUUUCCACAACUUUCUCACUAAUAGAAUCCAAUAGACUCUACGCCUCACGUCAACCGUCAAAAACGUCAACUUGCACACCAUAUGGUUCAAUACUACUUAAUAAAAUAACUUCUCUAGUUUUUUUUUUUUUUGGCAAAAUUGAAAUUAAUUGGAAGCAAACUAGGGUUUGUUUUUUGGUGCUCCAACGAAGAAAAGGGGGAAAAAAAAAGCACAAAUUCCAUGUAUUCAAUCCCUCAAUUUGCUCACAAAAUUAGAGUAUUUUUCUAAUCAUGUUGAGCUCCAAUUGUACUCAUUCUUUUCCACCACGCCCUUUUCUUUCUAAUUUAUCACGUAGAUUUAGGGUUUCCAAAUUUCCCCCCAAAUCUUUACACACAUUUACACAUAGAAUUAGAAUCAAUGAACCCCAUCAUAGGAUUUCUACUAAGAGGUGGAAAAUUUCAUGCUUUAGGAAUGAAGAAUCGUCUUCUGGUGCCUCCAACCCUGAGUUUAUUGAUGAUUUUUUACGCAAGGAAUUGGAGAAGCCGGAAAUUGAUAAACCAAGCGUGGAAAAAAGAAACUUGAUUUCACAAUUUAGAGAGGCUGCAGAUGUAGUAUUUAAGGUGAUCGGGAAACCAUGGACUGUCCCUUGGACAGCGGAGACGAUCCUUCAGGUUAUGCUUCUUUGGAUCGUCUCAUUUUGGUUUAUAGGUUCGUGGAUGAUACCCUUUGGAGCGUAUAUGGUGGGUAUCAGUAAAGAAUCACUCACAUUCCGAGGGCAGGCUUUGUUCAGCCUUUUGACUGAUGUAACUGAGGGUCUUGCUGGAAUUCUAAUUCUUAAACGCUGUCUAUCCCGUUUUCGUCCCCUUCCAUCCGAUUGGUUCAAAUUUAGCCUCAAAGGGAACUGGCUGUUGGACGUUCUCCUCGGAUGUCUCAUGUUCCCAUUAGUAAACCGGCUGUCGCAGUUCAACCUGGACUUGUUGCCUGUUCUCCCUUCAACUCCCAUAACACUCUCUAGCGUCGAGCAGUCUAUAUUGGCCCGGGAUCCAGUAGCAAUGGCGCUGUACGCGUUGGUACUUGUCGUGUGUGCCCCUCUUUGGGAGGAGAUUGUAUUUAGGGGGUUCCUUCUACCAUCAUUGACAAAAUACAUGCCUGUAUGGUGUUCAAUUCUUAUGAGUUCAAUUGCCUUUGCUUUAGCACAUUUUAAUGUACAAAGGAUGUUACCAUUAAUUUUUCUAGGGGUUGUAAUGGGUGUAAUAUAUGGACGUUCAAGAAAUUUAUUGCCAUCCAUCCUCUUGCAUAGUCUAUGGAAUGGCUUUGUAUUCUUAGAUUUAAUGAAAUAAAUACAACUUUUUUUUUGUUCUCCCAUUAAA
Messenger RNA from Capsicum annuum, 1420 nucleotides. RefSeq lists its product as uncharacterized. Gene Ontology annotation, biological process: CAAX-box protein processing. The transcript is spliced from 4 exons. Bases 341 to 1390 code for a protein of 349 amino acids. Gene Ontology annotation, molecular function: metalloendopeptidase activity. Lineage: Eukaryota; Viridiplantae; Streptophyta; Magnoliopsida; Solanales; Solanaceae. Gene Ontology annotation, cellular component: membrane. The record is from RefSeq and is a predicted model, not a curated record.